AUGGCCCCUUCAGCAAUUGACUUGCCCCUGCCAAUCGAUUCUCGGAUCAAAGAUGUUGUGAUUCAAAAGAAAGAUACACUCCCUCUACCAGCCGCGGCGCGAGCUCGUCUUGAGAAGGCAGGCAUCGAUCUCAGCAAUGGAUACCCAGAGCGUCCAGCCAAGCCGUUGUUCCUUGAUGAUGCCUACAACAUCAGAAAUGAGGACCGCGAGCACGUUGAGGCUGGAGCCCGAGCCGAUAAAUCCAAAAGUGCUCUGUUUUCAGCAGCAAAAGAGGUCAUCGACUUGACCCGCCAUAUCGGCACAGAAAUCGUAGGUCUCCAGCUGAAGGAUCUUACUUCUCAGCAACGAGACGAGUUGGGAUUGCUCAUCUCAGAGAGAUCAGUUGUGUUCUUCAGAGAUCAGGAUAUUACUCCUCAACAGCAGAAAAGUUUGGGAGAGCAUUAUGGAGAGAUUGAAAUCCAUCCUCAAGUUCCGCACGUACCUGGCGUUCCUGGAGUGACUAUCAUCUGGCCUGCACUUCAAGCUCAAGAGAGACCAGCCUCUUUCAGACAGCCAGGAGGUGCAUCAAGAUGGCACACUGAUCUCGUACACGAAAAGCACCCGGCGGGCAUUACACACUUGCAUAACGACACUAUUCCCUCGAUCGGCGGCGAUACGUUGUGGGCCAGCGGUUACGCCGCGUACUCAAAAUUGAGUCCAGACUUCCGAAAGAUCAUCGAUGGAAAGCAAGCCAUCUAUGUGAGCGCUCACACAUACCUCGACCGCAAUGACCCGAACGCGGGCCCAAAACACAUUGAACGCAUCCACCCUAUUGUCCGCGUCCAUCCAGCUACUGGUUGGAAGUCUCUCUUCGUGAAUAGAGCUAUGACCAAGUCCAUCGUUGGGCUUGACAAGGCUGAGAGCGACUUGAUUCUCAAUUAUUUAUACGAUGUGUAUGAGAAGAACGUCGACAUUCAGGUCCGAUUCAAGUGGACGCCAAAAACUUCGGCGCUCUGGGAUAAUAGAAUAACCAUACACAACGCAUCUUGGGAUUAUGAGGGUUCCGAACCAAGACACGGCACUCGUGUGACCUCGUUGGCCGAGAAGCCCUUUUUCGAUCCGGAGCCUCCUACCAGGCGAGAGGCGUUGGGACUCAAGGACGAUUGA
This is a messenger RNA of Lachnellula hyalina, 1146 nucleotides long. Its product is annotated as putative alpha-ketoglutarate-dependent sulfonate dioxygenase. Bases 1 to 1146 code for a protein of 381 amino acids. Gene Ontology annotation, cellular component: cytoplasm. NCBI's taxonomy places the organism in Eukaryota, Fungi, Ascomycota, Leotiomycetes, Helotiales, Lachnaceae. The transcript has 2 exons. The record is from RefSeq and is a predicted model, not a curated record. Gene Ontology annotation, molecular function: 2-oxoglutarate-dependent dioxygenase activity.